AUGCCUGCCCUGCCCUCAUAUGGGGUCUACGAAUUACGAGAUGGCUUCUUCGAUGCUGUCUUCUAUCCUCCGGCCGAAGUCGACAUGGACGAGCUAAUGAUCCACGCUGAGUUGACCUUGCCUUAUGCAUUUCGAAAACAGCACCCAUUGUCGUUGAAGACCUUCUUUCCAAAACAGUGGCAUGAGAUCAAGGGCGUCUAUCGCCGAGUCACGACCACGAGGGCUGGAAUUAAACUUCUCAAAUCCUUCCUUGCCUUCUUCAUUGCUUAUGUCUUGUGUCUUGUGCCAUCCGUCCGAGCCUGGCUCGGCCGGUACAGUUACAUCAUGGUAAUCUCGCCUAUCAUAAAUCAUUCUGGAAGAAGUUUUGGUGCUCAAGUGGAAGGAGCCGUCUUCACCAUUGUCGGCACUGCAACGGGACUUGGUUGGGGCGCGUUCGGCCUGUGGCUGUCAACGAUCACCACUACUGCUCAAGUCGGAUUUGGUGGCAUUCUGGCGACUUUCUUGUGUCUCUAUAUCUUCUUCAUCGCCUGCCUUCGUUCAUACUAUAUACGCACGUACCAGGGAAUCAUCUGCGCUGGUAUUUCCAUUAUCUACACAUGUUUGGCAGAAGUCUCCAGGUCCGAAGUAUCGUGGUCGAAACUAUUUGCCUACGGGAUUCCUUGGGUUCUGGGGCAAGCUAUAGCUCUAGUUCCUUGCGUUCUGAUUGCUCCAGAUGCCGGAGCCCGCCCAUUGGCAGUGUCGUUGCAUAAUGCAUUUGCAGUUAUGUCGGAUGGCCUCGUUAUAUCCCGGCCUGAUAGUCUCAUCAUUCGUCGAAGGCUAGCACAGACCUUUAUCGACUUAUCACAGGCGUAUCGGGAUCUGGUCAUCGACUUCUCCAUCACAUUCUUUGAUCCAAAAGACGUCCUUCACCUGAGAAAUCUCAUGCAGGGUGUCGUCCGCACCUUGUUAAGUGUCAAGGAUGAGACCCGGCUAUUCAAAAACUUCACUUCAACGACCACGCAUGUGCAGGAGAGCUCACAUCUCGAAGACUUCGUUGUCGACAUAGGGCAAAAGCUCGAGACACAAGAGACAUCUCAAGCGAAGGAGAUGCUACAGUUUGUGGCUGGUAAUCUGGCUGAGCCUACGGAAGCCCUCAUCUUGGCUAUGAAAUACUCAUUGCAGAGUUGUGACGCGGUGCUCAUGGAAAUGUGCGGACAUCGCCAAUACUUGGGACCUUCUGACGAUGUUUCGAACGACGUAACGGGUUCUUUAGUGAAGCUUCGACGCCGAAUCAUCGCAUUCGGCUCUGUCCAGGAGAGUGUUUUGAACAGCAACAAGCUACCAGAAGCCUACGCCGAGCACCCAGAAGUUGUAAAAAUAUUCGCCUUUUGUCGUUCGGUACACCAGGCUGCCUUAUCAGUGGAAACCUUGCUUGUCAAGGUAAACGAAAUGCAGCAGAGACAACCAAAGUAUCCAAAAUUUCAUCUACCUUCGUACCCCUUGUGGAAGUCCCUCCACCGGACGAACCGUCAGGUUCGACAUGAUCGUGGUGGUUUGACAGCAGGUUCAUACUUUAGGAGCUUCAGUGACAUAUCAGAACUCAUCCAGAAAAUCAAGUCAAAGGAGUUCCAGCCACUACCGCGGAAAUAUGAGAACCAGGAUGAAAAACACGAAACCGGUUACGCAACAAUGACUGCAGCGGAGCUAGAAGACGACGAGCCAGGCACCAAAAAGGCAAGAUUUGGACAUUCCAUUUGGAAUAUACUACACCGAGGGCAAGGAUUUGAGACUCGGUUCGCGCUAAAGACAACUGCUGUCACAUCUCUGCUCGCCAUACCCGCCUGGUUGUCCGGCAGCACCUUGUGGUGGGAUGAGUACGAAAUUUGGUGGGCGGUUGUCAUGGCUUGGUUGAUCAUGGCGCCUCGUGUCGGUGGAAACAUUCAAGACCUCUUCACACGGGCAAUAUGUGCUGUUCUUGGCUCUGUUUGGGGAGGUCUGGCAUAUACCACAAGGGACGGUAAUCCAUUUGUUACUUCCGUAUUCGCCCUCAUAUUCAUGAUCCCCAUGGUUUACCGAUUUACACAAAGUACACACCCAAGAUCUGGGUUGGUAGGGUGUAUAACUUUUACCGUUGUCUCUCUGGCGGAAGACUCGGCGGAUUACCAAACAUCUCCCGUAAUUGUGGCUGUAACAAGAGGAGGCGCUAUGGCGGUGGGUGUCAUUGCUUCAAUUGUGGUCAACUGGGUCUUAUGGCCUUUUGUUGCUCGUCACGAUUUGCGCAAAGCAAUUUCGGCCAUGAUUUUCAAUUGCAGCAUCGUUUAUAGGAGCAUCGUGUCCAAGUACGUGUACUACGAAGAAGGUCAUGCCCCAACAAAAGAAGACAUUGAAGCAUCAGAGAUUCUAGAAGGGCGUCUCCGUGAGGGUUUUGUCCGACUCAGGCAACUUUUGGGAUUGACAAGGCAUGAGAUCCGCCUGCGUUCGCCUUUCGACCCCCUUCCGUACUCGGCUCUGAUCGACGCCUGCGAGCGCUUCUUCGAGCACGUAGUUACGGUGCGACAGUCGUCGUUGUUUUACCACCCACACUUCAUCAGAGACAACACCGAGGCCGCAGCACGACUACUGGGCUACCGACGUGAUGCUAUUGCCACCAUGUUGACGAACCUGUACGUUCUUUCUGGGGCUUUGAGGGCUGAUCGAAAAGUACCCAAAUACCUCCCUAACGUGGCCGCAGCGCGCAGAGAACUACUUGAUCAGAUGAAGGCGCUCGAGAUUGAAUUGGCGGCUGGGUCCAAGUUUUCUGCCAACAUGAAGGCGGGGGAAAGGAAAUGGGCACAAAUCUAUAGCUACUCAUACAAUGAGAGUUUGACGGGCUGUGUGGAGCAACUGGGGGAACUCGAGAAGUAUACCAAAGUUAUCGUUGGAGGACAGGGGUAA
Molecule: messenger RNA, 2913 nt
Organism: Pseudomassariella vexata
Lineage: Eukaryota; Fungi; Ascomycota; Sordariomycetes; Amphisphaeriales; Pseudomassariaceae
Exons: 8
Coding region: 1-2913 (970 amino acids)
Source: RefSeq, a predicted model, not a curated record